AGGCAUGUAGCCGCUAAGACCCCGUCAAUUAGUACCCGUUGUGGGAAAUCUAAUUAGAUCUUCUACCGCUACUAGAAGGGUGACUGUGUUUAUUGAACUUGAGUCUCGUGUAGUUGUGGAGCGCGAAUGCCCCUAGCCGCAAUUUACGUCAGAAAACGUCUCCGAGGUGCAAAAUGGCAGCAAAGUUAUCUCCGGGGAUAAUUGCAAUUCUGUCUUCGCUGGAGCUGGGGUCCUACCACACCAACAACAAUUCGUAUAGCCCAGCCCCAGCACGCCCCUGUACGACAACGAUUCUUGUGCAGGCCCUAAAAGCGGUCCGCCGGCAAACCAGGAGGACGCACAGCAAGAACCUCUCGCAAACUGGACGGAGCAGGCAACAUGACACUACUUCUCAGGCGGUACAAAAUAAAUCCAAGACCAUUCUGGACACACGACCAGCACAUUUUUCCCUGCUGGCUCGUAGCUCGCGCGAGGACAGCACUAGGAGUACACGAGGUGUUGAAGGGAACCACGACGAGCAACCGCUGUUACGGCGAGCGCGUAACCCGCCAGCACAUGAAGAUGCAACCGAAACCGUCUUGGGCAGAAACGAAAUAGCAAACGACCUCAAGCCCACCUCCUUCUGUGCGGGCGGAUCGUGCGAGGGCGGGAUAAUUGCGCCAGAAAAGCCCAAACAGCUCCAUACCUACGACGAGGCGCGGGGUUUGCUGUUAGACGGAGCAACAGGAAGGAUCAUCGGAAAGAAGAGAGAGGGGAGCAAUCAGAUCGUCGAUGUGGUGAACAAGAACUCCAUGGUCGUCAUAGGCACGAUUGACCCAGCAUCCGGGAAUAUAAUCAGCGCUGCUACUGGCGAGGUAAUCGGGUCUAGAACCGGAACAAUAGAAACACUAGACAGCGCAGCGGUUUCUGUAGCUUCACGGAACGCUGGUGAUGGGUUUCCGACCACAGGAAACGGAGCUGUACAGCCUCAGACACGUGCAGCCGGUGAUAACAAGCGAAACGACCAAAAUCUGCAACAGAGCGCAGAGAAGACGACGAAACUUUCCCAACCACUUACUACCACGACCACCAAACUGCCGUUAGUUUUGCCAGAAAGCGAGAUGGGGUACGGCGCUACAGCGUAUUCUUGGCUUCUAGGCCCGAACCCGACGGGACGCUCUGUUGUGCACCCAAGUGUGGAUAGGAGAUAUCCAAUCAUGCGGGAAGACACGCUCUCCCUGCACGCUUGCCCCCUGGACGUGUGCGUCUUUUUCCGAGUAGUAGGGACUUCAAUUACGCCUAGUACCCCAGAGGCGAGCUUGAACAAGAUGUCUACUGCUCAGGAAAUAAAGAAUUUAGCUGCAGCAGGACCAUUCGGCUGGCUCGGGGCGGAUCGCGAGCGGCAGCAAAUGGAAGUGCUAGAUGCGGCCAGCGAUUUGGGCGAUAAGACUGUGCAGGCAAAGGGAUGUUGGUAUUUGUCGAAGCGAGUAGAGGUGGGGAAGAGUAAUAAAGAUUCUCAACCUGCUGGAAAACAAGACGAUCCUGAUGUUGCUAUUGAUCCAGCAAGAGCUGCUGCUGCGAUCGAUCCAGCAAGACAGAAUCGUGAUCCAGCAACACAACGUGUUCUACAAGCCGACGAGUACUUUAUCAAGCACUGGGACAGUGGGGCGUUUUUGGAUUUUGCCGGUAUAGAAGAAACACCACCAGCAACUGUAAAUAGCGGCGGCGGAGAACAAGAAGUUUCAUUAGCUGCUGCGGCUGUACAACGAGUUCCUGACUUCACCUUCCCAGACAGUCUCUCCGCGGGCUCCUUCACCUUUGUUCGACCGGACGGGAGGAGCGAUUCAGGCAAUACAGCCGGUACAGCACCAGCUAUUACAAGUACAACAUUGAAAGUCCGGCCAAUCAACUUGCGUAAGGAUGGGGCCGCUGGCAGCAAUUACAGUAUCCGCGACCGAUUCGGAAAUGCCGCUUGCUACCCGAGAGUGGAAACUUGGUCGAUGACGAGUUCUUUAUUGAGCACGACAAAUAACUAUGACAUAACGGACGACCAGGUCCAGGAGCAACAGGAAGCAAUAGCAAACGGGAAUAAUAGAAACGAAAACCCAAGCGCAAACCCCGCCGCAGCUUUAGCCCAGCAAAUAGUCAACAUGUACGCGCAGUUCAAGGGCGUUAGCUGCUUAGCCGGCGUCCCGUUUUACCUGAUGUCCCACCGGUCGCACGCGUUGAUAGUCGACAAAGAUGCCAUGGGAGGGGAGGUCAAUGAAGUCGCCCUUGACCCGAAGAAGCAUCGGAAACCGGCGAAGGGGAAGUUUGUUUUCCUAAACGCCGGGCCGGACCUGGCUGGAGGGGACGACUCCGUUCAAAAAAUGAAGAAUCAAAAUGCGAAUCGGUACAGCCUGAAAGCCGUUGUCGCCGACGCGUACCUUCAGAUCAAGAAAAACGACCUGAAACAAGUUCACUGGUCCGGCAGUGAAGAGGAAAAUGAGAAAAUUUACGGCUCUCCCGGUCUCUUCCAUCCCCCCGACACUUUUUACCCGGACGGCCUCACCUGGGAGAUUGUUGGCCGCGGCGCGCGGGGAAUGGCUAGUAAGGUCUGUAUCAAAGCGACGUUUGCGAAUGAUUUUCACGGCGAAGGCGGGGGGAAAAAGGCCGUGUAUCUACAAGAUUUCGUGCACGGGGGGGACAACGAAGGGCCGCGGAAUAAUUGGCACACAUCGGACGCUUUCGUCAACUACUGUGGCAGUUGGGAGGAAUGGAGCUUAGUGCCGGUUGAAGACGAUGAUGGCAACAUCAAGGACGGCACAGAGGGUACCAGUACAGGGAACAACAGGAAGAUCUGUCAGGAACUGGAGUUAACCACGACGACUACAACAACCACGACCACGACGGUUUUCUCUGGGACUGCCGUGCCGCAGGAAACUGGGAGUGUAGCAGUUGUAGUUGCAGCUGGUCGUGCCAAUAGUAGCAAUUCUAGCAUUAUGUCAUGGUCCACAUCUGACCGCGUCGACCUCGAAACAACUGGUAGGAACCCUGGAAGAACAUCUAAUUCAUCAUCUUCAGCUCAGUCUAUCGCCUCCAGCUCUGAUAGAGUAAUUGGCGACCUGCAACGAGGCAGGAGUGAUCGUACCGUGGGGGUGGAAUCGUCUUCGCAACAAGGAGAAGUUUCAGACACAGGAAACGCCAACACGACAGUAAAAGCACGACUCGUGCCCCCUUGCAAGGAACUCGUCAACGGUACGGUACGAAACGGAAAGAACUUGAAUACCACUACAAACGCGUGCCACUACAACUCGACGAACAAAACAGAUCCACCACAGCAAGAAACCCGAGGCGACCGGCAAAAAGCCACCCUGUUCGGCCUCCCUCUCCCUUUCCCCAUUGUCGUGCUGGUGAUUAUCUUUAUCGGACUCUGCUGCGCUUUUUUCACGAUCACCUGCUGGCUUUGCGGGAGCUCCAGUUGUUGCUCUUGGGGAAAGAAAAAAGCCGAAGAAGAAGCACUGGAUGCGAUCCUAGCUCCUUUGGAAAAGAAGUACAAUAACCGGAGGAGCCAGAGUGGCCGGGAUUUGUCAGCAAAGAGCAAGAAGCCAAAAAGAAAAAAAACCCUACCGCCUGGCGGCGCAGGUCUAGCAGGAGGGGAUCAACAUCCUCGUACUAUCGGCGGUACUGGCACUGCAUCUGAUACUUCUAACACAGCUGGCGGCGGUGCGAGUGACAGAUCGUCCAAAAGUAGUACGUUGGCCGCGUCCGAUAGACCGCCGUCGACUUUCAUUGGGGCGAGGACACCAUCACCGGCUCUUGACUCCGAACAAAUUUUUGGACAAACUGCAACACUUCCAGGAACAACGACAACAGCGAAGACGAAAAAGAAAAAAAGCACUAGCAAAGAAUCUACUUCUACGCCGUCCGUGGCCAUUGUAAGUUUCGGAGACCAAAGUAAUAAAACUUCAUCAACAGCUGGAAAUGGAGAUGUUGGAAGCAAGUCGAUAAUAAUCGGCGGGACCGUGUCUUCUAAUAACUCCAACGAUCAGAUGAAGUUUUACCCGUCGCAAGUAGCAGUCAAUAAUUCUGCCGAGACCAGUGGAAGUAGUGCGACGAUAGUUACGAAGGCGUGCAACGAGAGCCAUAGCGGAACUACAAGUGGGGGCAGUAUUAAAAACGCCAACGAUAAGGGAAGCAAAGAGCUGCAAGAACACCAUCUCCAAAGCAGUUCGCUUUCUUCUGCAAGUUUCGAUUACACGGAACAGCAGAAGCUUGCGAUGCUCCAGGCCAACCAAAUGCCAGGCUUAGCGGGAAUCAGUAAUGAGCUCGUGGAGUCCGCAAAAUUUGGAGCAGAAGAUGCAGAUCAUGUUGAUCAUAUAAUUAGCGGUUCCCAGGUAGAAGAACAAGUGCGGACAUCUACUUCCAGAGGGAGUUUGUUGUCUGGAGAACGUCGUGUAGGUGCAAAUGUGCCGGACUUCGCUAGACAAGAAAAAGAAGAAGUUGUAGUAGUAGACCAGAAAAAGGAGGAGAAACUCAACAUUGCAAGCUUCGGGGGCUCGGGGGACGCGAGUCGGGAGGAACAUUUCUAGCUGGUGUUAAAACGUCCCCGCAUUCGGGAUUUCCACUCCAUUUUCAGAUCGUAAUAUCAGUCCCAUAAUAAAUUCCAAAACAUGAAGAUGAAGCGAAUUCGAUCCAAUCCCGUACUACUGUACACGUACAGGAAGUGUGCUAAAUAAAAAGGCCAGGCUCAUCGAUCCGAAUAUAGCUGGAU
Messenger RNA from Amoebophrya sp. A120, 4732 nucleotides. The record is from the annotation of a GenBank genome assembly. Lineage: Eukaryota; Dinophyceae; Syndiniales; Amoebophryaceae.